GUAUAUAUUUUUCUGGAAGCACUUUAAUAAUUUUCGUUGCCUAAAGCUUGCUGCUAACGACAACCUCUCAUAUAUAUUCUAGAGAGAGAAAAUCGCAAAAUCCCAUAGAACGAUCCCCGUUCUUCAGGAAAUCACACUCAUAACUGAUAAUGGAAGGUCAUGAAGAUCAAACUCCCUUCCACCGCCAAAACCACCCAUUACAACUUCUUGAAGAAAGAUCCGGUGGCGUUAAUGGCGAAGAAUAUUCCACGACGGAGCUGCAGCCAGCUCCCAAAGCAAAGCCAUUGCAAAAAAGAGGAACAACAAAAGACAGACACACGAAAGUCGACGGCAGAGGCCGCCGUAUCCGCAUGCCCGCCGUGUGUGCCGCCAGAGUCUUCCAGUUGACACGAGAGCUUGGACACAAAUCCGAUGGUGAGACCAUCGAGUGGCUGCUCCAACAGGCAGAACCUUCCGUCAUUGCCGCCACCGGAACCGGAACAAUCCCCGCCAACUACACUUCACUUAACAUCUCUCUCCGAGGAUCCGGCUCCACGAGCAUGGCCGGACCGACAUCUUACCUGAGGAACGGUCUUAGCUUCGUCACAAAUCAACCGACGUCAACGUCACACUUUGCAACACCGGUAACGAAAGACGAUGAGUUCUGCUUAGAUCCAAGGAGUAUUCAAAUGGGCGUUACAUCUAACUACAUGACGCAAUCUACGAUCCCGGCGUGUCACAAUCAGAUUCCGGCGACGGCUGCGUUUUUAAUGAUGGGAAACCGUAACAGUGGUAGCACUAGCCCUGAUACGCGUUCUAGUCGUGCUUUCUCAGGUGAAUCUACGUGGAAUUUUCCGUCUACCAGUAAUACAAGCAGCAAUGAUAACCAUAACAGUAAUCUUUAUAAUAGAGGGUCUUCAAGGACUAAUCUUAAUGGCAUCUCCGACGAAGACGUCGGUGGUGGGUUACAUCUUAUGAACUUUGGUGCGCAAACGGCACUAUUGAACGGACAACAGUUCGGUGGUGGUGCGCUGCCCACAACGGAUGGGAUGCUGGCGGCGUUAAGCUCAAUUAGGCCAACAUAUGGCGGUGGAUCCAGUUAUCUGAUCAACGCUAAUACAACACGAAACGAGUAACAGCCAUAAUGCCUAAAUCAACACGAAUUAAGGGGUCUCCAUUUACAUUUUUGUAUUCAAAACAUCUAUUUUACUGUUACAUGAUACGUAAAUCGCAAACAUUCGUAAUUAUUGCAUAAAAUUUUGUUAAACGUCAUCCAAAAUAUUAAUGUUUGCUUUAGCCAUAAGGGCAUGUCUUCAUUA
This is a messenger RNA of Lactuca sativa (garden lettuce), 1298 nucleotides long. Its product is annotated as transcription factor TCP15. Gene Ontology annotation, cellular component: nucleus. NCBI's taxonomy places the organism in Eukaryota, Viridiplantae, Streptophyta, Magnoliopsida, Asterales, Asteraceae. The record is from RefSeq and is a predicted model, not a curated record. Gene Ontology annotation, molecular function: sequence-specific DNA binding; DNA-binding transcription factor activity.